CUAAUGAAAAAAAAUCAAGAUUAAUGUUAUUUAUUACUGUUAAAUAGUAAAAUGUAUUUUUAAAAAUGAUUUCAUAAUCUAAUCACUUCGUUUUCGGGACUUCCUUCAUUACUUUAACGUCGGCCGCAGAUUCUCUUGACAUACCUCUUUCAGUUCCACUCCAACAUCAAAGCACAUGGCAAACAAGCACACCAUUGUUUUGAUGCAAACUUCGCAGAACAGAGCAACGAGAACAUUUAUGGAUUAUGAUUCCAUAAGUCAAGCUAUGGAUGGUAUAUGUGGACUAUAUGAAAGGAAACUCAAGGAAAUAAAUCCAGCAACACGAAACAUCACGUAUGACAUUGCUGAUCUUUACAAUUUUAUUGAUGGCCUUGCAGAUAUGAGCGCCCUUGUCUAUGAUCACACUAUUCAAGCUUUUUUGCCUUAUGACAGGCAAUGGAUUAAACAGAAAGUAUUUCAGCACCUUAAGAAGUUGGCACAUUAAAUCUUCUUCACUGAAAUUGAAUUUAAUAGAACGAGAAAUGUGUACCAAGUGCAGAAACCCUCAUCUGAUUAUUAUGCUCUUGUUUCCCUCACUAUACGCAUAUUUUUGAGAACCAUUGCAGCGUUGUCCAGAGUUUCGGAUGAAUAGCAAAGGUGUUGUGUGGCAAAUGUUGUACUCUAAGCAAAAAUAUUACUUUUGUCUAGGAAGCUUGACCCUGUAUAAUCAUAUAACAUUUGGUCGCUUGGUUGAUAUGUGAUGGCCUAAGUGAACUCGCCGGUAUCACAUCUAACCGAGUAUUUGGAUGAUUUUUAGGGUUUGUUUAUGGAACUGCAAUUUCUGGUAUGGCAAUUCUAAUUAUAAUUGUUUUA
This is a messenger RNA of Durio zibethinus, 852 nucleotides long. Its product is annotated as enhancer of rudimentary homolog. NCBI's taxonomy places the organism in Eukaryota, Viridiplantae, Streptophyta, Magnoliopsida, Malvales, Malvaceae. The record is from RefSeq and is a predicted model, not a curated record.